AUGCCCUUUUCGGCGUCUCCCGGGUAUGGAUAUUUUUCUCAAUACCAGCCCGUCGUAUCGCUAGAUGGGUCAAAACGUCUGGGAGGAGCAGCGUUGCUGAACCACUUUUCGAACCAUUCGGCAGAAACACCACGGGGAGCUGACAUUUCGGCAAAAAUGCAUUCUCAAUGCAUCUCAUGUUGCCAAAAGACACCAAAACCUGGCAGGCAACAUCAAGGAUGGCCAGCAGCCCUAAUCGAGCCAGAUGCAACUGUAACCAAGUCCUUAGACUCCAUCGGAAAGCCUGGAGGAAGCCAUUAUCAGAGGCUAUAUGUGUGGGUGAGAAGGUCAACCUGGCGCCAAAAGCACCUCACGGUGAAGCUCGAUUUGCAGCAUGUGUUUAUUCGCAAGUAUCACGACUGGCUUUUCCCCAAGGACAAGCAAGGAAGAGCACAUCGACGUACGUUAAAACAGAAGAAAAAAAAGACACAAAUCACGUCAGUAGUUAACCUCGUCGGCUUCUUGUACGAGCUGCCUCCUAUUUGCCUCCAACAAGAACAAAUGAAUAGAUGCAAAAAAGGCUGCCAACUCAACUGCCAGGAGCAGCAGGGUCCUGGAGUCGAAAAGUUCUAA
This is a messenger RNA of Paracoccidioides brasiliensis Pb18, 612 nucleotides long. RefSeq lists its product as uncharacterized. The transcript is spliced from 2 exons. The coding region runs from base 1 to 612 and encodes 203 amino acids. The record is from RefSeq and is a predicted model, not a curated record.